AUGAUAUCACGGGUUUCACUCCUUCGCCUACAACAUGCAAGGAAAAUAUUGACUACUUCAGCAUCCACCAGCUCUAAACCGUCUACUCUCACAAUCGGAAACGUCAGUGUCCAACUGCAGGAAGCGAAGAAUACGGAUUUUGUCCCCGCCUUCUACGGAUGGAAGUCUCAACCUCCACAAGACUUUCUUCCACACUUGAAAUGGCUCAUUCAAAAAGAUCAGCUCAAGCAGGACGUGUUUCUGCUAGGAGUUCCUGGCAAGAUCCGAUUGGAAUUGGUGUUGAGAUAUUUGGAAGCUACUAAUCGAGAAUUCGAGUACCUCCCAAUCACCAGAGACACUACUGAAGCUGAUAUCAAGCAACGUAGAGAAAUCAGAGAUGGAACAGCUUAUUACACAGAUUUGUGCGCAGUUCGAGCAGCAUUGGAAGGACGAGUCUUGGUAAUCGACGGUGUUGAGCGAGCUGAGAGAAAUGUGCUUCCAAUCCUCAAUAACCUUUUGGAAAACCGAGAAAUGCAGCUGGAUGAUGGAAGAUUCUUGAUGAAGCAUGACAAGUACGAUGAGUUAAAGGAGAAGUAUGAUGAAGCGACAUUAAAGAAAAUGGGAAUGGAAAGAGUGUCUGAAAACUUCCAUGUGAUUGCUCUCGGUCUUCCUGUACCCCGAUUCCCAGGAAACUCGCUGGAUCCACCAUUCCGCAGCAGAUUUCAAUGUAGAAACAUUGAGGAGCUGUGUUUUAACACGUUUUUGGAGGAAGCAAAGCGUUUGGCACCGAGGGUCAAGGAGUCUGAACUCAAUGAUUUGAUUUCUGUUGUUUAUGCAUACAACUCGGAGGCCACCACGUCCAGACCCAGGAUUGCGACGUCAGUUGUGGAAAAUACCUUGAAAAUUUGGAAUGUGAACCCAAGGUAUUCAGCUGGUCAGAUUCUGGAUUUUACCUAUCCAGCAAAAGAAGUGUUGUCGGAUAGUGAGAAAGAGCUUAUUGAGACUUUUAAAAACAAAUUUGAUUUGAAAAGCAAUGAGAAUACAAGAAAACUUAAAAUCAAAGAUGGAUUGAUUUCCGUUCGAACCACUAAAGCUACACAGACACUGAACCUACCAAAACCCUCUCAUCCGUCCACAACCAAAGCAACAUGGAUUCCAACUGACAAACAAGAAUAUCUCAUUGCAGACCUUGCAACAGCAUUCUCAAAAGGAGAUUUUGUUUUGAUUGGUCCGAAAGGUUCCGGUAAAUCAACGAUUCUUGCUGAACUUUCCCAAAGACUCAACUACAACUACGUCACAAUGGUAUUGCAUCAGGAUAUGAAUACUAGAGAGCUUAUCCAACGCCGACAUAUGAAAGAAAAUGGUGACACUGUCUGGGAAGAUUCGAUUUUAGUGAGUGCAGCUAGAAAUGGUGAUGUCUGUGUAUUGGAUGGUGUCGAAAUGGUGCAUCCCAGCGUUUUGAUGUCGCUCGCUCAACUGAUUUAUCAUCGAAGAUUUGAUCUACCUAACGGAAAUCGUCUAAUUGGAGAAAAUGAGUUUGGAGCCAUUAUGGAGAGAGAUGGAGCUGAUGAAGCAACAAUGAAUCAACGCGGUGUAUUCAAAAUACCCGAAUCGUUCCGUCUACUGUUUGUUGGAGAGUCACAAUCAAAAGAGCACAAAUGGAUCAACGAGAAUGUGCUCUCAAUCCUUCCUUUCUUCACAGUACCCCACCUCUCCCUCGUCGAACAAUCUAACAUCAUUUCGCAAAUCACUCACGGCAACAACACGAAAUCUGUAAACAAAUUGAUCGAAUUUGUGGAAAGUAUCAAAAAUUCCACGGAUUCUGGACUCAAAAACACUGCCACCUCGCUAUCCCUCCGUCGGCUAAUUCACAUUGCGAAGCGAGACCUGAUGCAACCAGGACACUUGCAAGAACUUGUUGAAAAGGCUGCUCUGUCAAAGUUCUUACCUCAAAUCACCAAGGAAACUUUUGAGCAUGAGAUGAAAACCGCUAAAAUCUACAAUGACACGAAGAUUCGUACCAAAGAAGAUCAAAAGUACCUCGAUAUGAUCCGAGCCGAGACAGAGAGACCGGAAGAUGAGGCAUUGAUCCCAAAUGUUUUGUUCCAUCAUAACAAACAACACGAUGAAGUUUUGGAAGACAUGGCAAGAGAUAUGAAACUCGGAAGUCACUUGCUGCUGAUUGGAAACCAGGGAGUUGGAAAGAACAAGCUGACAGAUCGGUUCCUCCAUCUGAUUAACCGACCACGUCAAUAUAUGCAACUUCAUAGAGACACGACUGUCCAAACAUUGACAAUGCAAACCGUCGUUGAGAAUGGAAUCAUUCGACAUGAAGAUAGUGCGCUAGUGAAGGCUGCUAGAAGUGGACAGAUUCUGGUCAUCGACGAAGCCGAUAAAGCUCCUCUUCACGUCAUUGCAAUUCUGAAAACUCUUUUGGACACUGGAAACUUGGUGCUUGGAGAUGGAAGGUCACUACGACCGGCUGCAUCAUUUACCGAUGCUGACAAAAGAAAUGAUCGCCUCGUCCCAAUCCAUCCUAACUUUAGAAUCAUAAUGUUGGCUAACAGACCAGGUUUUCCAUUCCUUGGCAACAAUUUGUUUGCGGUUCUCGGAGACUUAUUUGCAAUCCACAUGAUUGAUCAUCCGGGUAGAGCAAGUGAAUUUGAAAUGAUUCGGAAGUAUGGACCAAAUGUGAAUGCUGCUGUCCUCAAUCAACUGCUCACUAUUUUCAACGAACUUCGUGACAAAACCGACCAAGGAGUGUUACAGUACCCUUACUCCACACGUGAACUUGUCAAUAUUGUACGACACUGUAAUGAAUUCCCAAAUGACCCACUACCAGAAGUUUGCCGCAACGUGUUCGACUUUGAUUCUUACAGUGAAGACACCAUUGCAGUCAUACACGAAGUCUUCCAGAAGCACGGAGUACCACUAGGCUAG
Caenorhabditis remanei is the source of this 2919-nucleotide messenger RNA. RefSeq lists its product as uncharacterized. The transcript has 12 exons. The coding region runs from base 1 to 2919 and encodes 972 amino acids. NCBI's taxonomy places the organism in Eukaryota, Metazoa, Nematoda, Chromadorea, Rhabditida, Rhabditidae. Gene Ontology annotation, molecular function: ATP binding; ATP hydrolysis activity. Gene Ontology annotation, cellular component: cytoplasm. The record is from RefSeq and is a predicted model, not a curated record.